Messenger RNA from Menidia menidia (Atlantic silverside), 8981 nucleotides. The record is from the annotation of a GenBank genome assembly. Lineage: Eukaryota; Metazoa; Chordata; Actinopteri; Atheriniformes; Atherinopsidae.
AGUACGGCAAAUUGAGUGCUAUGUGUCUUUAUGGAAGAAAUACUAUAAUUAAAAUAACACGUUUUAAGUGAAUUAUUUAAGGGCAUAUCGGUUGUGGCCUCCUAAUCUGGACAUUGGUCUUCACCUUUAUGGUGACGUAAUUCAGUGUGUGAUGCAAAGAGUAGAAUUGCAUAAAUGGGACUAAACAAUCCUUGAAAAAGUUGUAAAAUAGUGAUAUUUAUACUCUUUAAUUAACUUUGUAUUGGGUUUCUGUUUAACCUCAUCUUAUAGGAUUUGCUUAAUUCACCAUUUAUCGCAUGAUCGGCUGUUAUAAGAAUGGGAUCCAGGCAUACAGGCAUCUCUUUUGUUUGGGCUUUAAUCAUCCUCCCACAGGAGGCUUAACACGUCAUGAUGAAGGCGGACAGUGAGGUCCAUGCGGCCUGUGUCAGGGGAGGGUAAGGGUGCUGCUGCCUGAGAGCGUGCCGAGUUAUUGGAUACGUGUUGUUGCUAGGGGCGUGGGGCGCGUCGUGGAAGGGGAUCUUAGCUUUUUCCCCAGAGCCCGGCGGAACAGAUUGAAUCCAGGAAGACAAGAGGUCUCAGCAGCUGGAGGGUUGACGCGCUGACAGCUGGCGGAUCCAGCCCGGAGCGCGCCGUGCCGCAGUGAGCCCGAUCCGGAGAGCGCGUUUUGCGGGACAAGUCGGGGGGGGGGGGAAGCACCUGCCAUCUGGAGUCCGGCUGGAGGAUGUCGGUGACGGGCUGCGGCGCGCCGGGGCGUCCGGUCAUGUCUGUGGAGCGGCUGGGGCUCUAAGCAUCCCGGCCUGCAGGCCGGACACUCCGCUGCCCAGCGCGUCUGUCUACGAAAUACGCCGGAUACUAUAUGCACUGACUGUGGAGGGAAGUGAUUUCGUGAGCUCAUAGGCUAAACUGGCAAUGACAUCAGCUUUAACUGGACUAGCCCAGAGCCGUGCUGCCGAUAGGGCUGAGCGGCCGCGAGAGACCACGCGUCCGUCCUCUUGAGCUGGACAUUUUUUGAGGGGAUGAUCUGUGUCCUGAAAAGAAUCAAGGCAUUAGGCCAUACAUCCUGUGCUGGCGAACUGCGUCACUGCAAGUGUUGCAGGUAAGCAGCAGAACUCUCCCCUACCACCGGCAGAGGAGCGUGCUCGCCGUGCUCCGCGGCGCGAUGUCACCGGCCAGCGUUUAACCCUUUUAGCCGGGAUGAAUUCCAGCAGAGAUCCUCCACUGGGAUCCACGUAUUCCUCGGCACCGAAUCUAGACUCGGAUAUCAACGCAAAUGCCUGUAGGCUCGUGUACGAGAAUGGGACAGACCACAACGUCAACAUCAAUAACGCAGCCCUGCGAGGGGCGAGUGACCCCAGCGCCUACCCCUCCACAGAAUACCAGGGGCUGGUCCGCCGCAGGUUCAUCCGCAGGAGCCUGUGGGUGUCUGACCACGAGGAGCAGCCGGUGGACACGCCGGAGUUUGUCAGCAGCACCCCGGUGCUCAGCAUCGAUCUGCGGACCAUAGUCGAUCGGACUCGGACCCGUCUCCUGGAGACCUCCAGCACGGAGAGCCAGGUGGGCCCAAAAGACAGCGUCCAAGCAGAUGAGGAGAAGAGACAGGUGGGCAAGACCCAGCCCAAGGUAGAGGUGGUCUGCUCCGAUGUCUCAGGUAAAGCAGGGAGCGAUGAGAAUGAAGAGGAGCCCGGGAUGAAGGCUGUGUCGACCUCACCAGGGGGGCGCUUCCUGAAGUUUGACAUCGAGCUGGGCAGAGGGUCCUUCAAGACCGUCUAUAAGGGUCUGGACACCGACACCUGGGUGGAAGUGGCAUGGUGUGAACUACAGGAACGAAAACUAUCCAAAGUUGAGAGGCAGAGAUUCAAAGAGGAAGCAGAGAUGCUGAAGGCUCUCCAGCACCCAAACAUCGUGCGAUUUUAUGACUUCUGGGAAUCACCAGUGAAAGGGAAGAAGUGUAUUGUUCUGGUGACAGAGCUGAUGACUUCAGGGACUCUGAAAACGUAUCUUAAGCGCUUUAAGGUCAUGAAGCCAAAAGUUCUCAGAAGCUGGUGCAGACAGAUCCUCAAAGGCCUCCACUUCCUCCACACAAGGACUCCUCCGAUCAUUCACAGAGACCUCAAGUGUGACAACAUCUUCAUCACUGGCCCCACAGGCUCUGUCAAAAUUGGAGACCUGGGCCUGGCAACGUUAAAGAGAGCCUCUUUUGCCAAAAGCGUUAUUGGAACUCCGGAGUUCAUGGCCCCAGAGAUGUAUGAAGAGCACUAUGAUGAAGCAGUGGAUGUUUAUGCGUUUGGGAUGUGUAUGUUGGAGAUGGCCACUUCAGAAUAUCCUUACUCUGAGUGUCAAAAUGCUGCUCAGAUCUACCGCAAAGUCACCAGUGGGGUGAAACCUGCCAGCUACAGUAAAGUCAGUGAUCCAGAAAUUAAGGAAAUAAUUGGGGAGUGUAUCUGUCACAGAUGGGAGGAAAGAUACUCCAUUAAGGACCUCCUGAAUCACGCCUACUUCGCAGAGGACACAGGCGUGAGGGUGGAACUUAAUGAAGAGGAUGAUGGAAGAAAAUCAACCAUUGCUCUAAAGCUGUGGGUUGAAGACCCUAAAAAGCUGAAGGGGAAAUACAAAGACACUGGUGCCAUUGAGUUUACCUUUGACUUGGUGAACGAAAUCCCUGAAGUAGUAGCCCAAGAAAUGGUGGAAUCAGGAUUCUUCCUGGAGUGUGAUGUGAAGAUAGUUGGAAAAUCUAUCAGAGACCGCGUAGCUCUAAUCAAAUGGAGGAGGGAGCGGAUGGCCUCUACAAAUGGAAAUAGUGAGGGAGGCAUGAAGAAGAUGCAGCAGAAUCUGCUGCAGGUGCCGGGGACUGGCGUGCCACAGGGAACCAUUCAGGCCACUGCAGAUUAUGAAGACCUAGAGACUCUUAUCUGCACUGUCCCUGUCACUACAUCUGCCACAUCCGACAGCGGAGUGAGCUCUACCAUGCAGUUAGAUGAUAUAAACAAUCAGCAGAAUGACACCUACCAGUCGCCUCCAGAGCCCAUUUCUACAGCUCAGAUUGUCUGCAGCCCUCCUGCGCAGUUUGACCCCCAGCUGCCACGGGGAGCUUACCAGCAAUCUACAGCACAGGCCUCUCACGAAAACUACUCACAAGCAUCCACACAAUUACACCAGGGAGCCUACCAGCAAACCACAGGUCAGCUGCAUCCUGGGGCCUUUCAACAAGCCCCAGCACCGCUGCACCAGGGGCCUUAUCAGUGUCAAACAACUGUUUCCGCCCCAGCUACCCCAGUGCCUACAGCGCACCAGAGUAAACAGACAGCACAGAGCUUCCCUGCCGCAGCCCCCCCUCUCCAAACACAGCUUACUGCCCAGCCAAGCCAAGAGCAGCGGCACCUCCAACCGGCUGCUGUCCCGCACCAGUUGUUAUCUGCUGACCAGAAUGCAUCCCACUUGAGUCCCCCUGAUGUGUGUGCCAGUUUUCCAUCAUCAGUCUCCAGUGCUCCGUCCCCUCUUCUGCCUCUGCAGGUCAGCACACAGUUUCCCUCACCAUAUCAUGUUGUUCAAACAGUGGCUCACAUGCCCCCUAAAUUCUCCCCAACUCCCCUGCCGUCCACUUACAGCAGCAGUGACCCUCCUAUUUGUAGCUCUUACUACUCACCGUCACUCCACUUUCCCUCCCUCCCUCUCACCCUUCACGCUGUCAUGCCUUCUGUACCUUCACUUGGCACACCCCAGACUCCCCUAUCCACACCUCAGCAUGUGCCCAACAUGGCACUCCCGGUUCCACUUCUGGCCAUGUCCUUCUCCCCUGCAGCACCACAACAGCAGGGUGGUCUUUCCAGAUCACAGUCAAACCUUGGUAGCUUCCAUUCCACCCAUCCCCUACCUCUCUCUCAGGUGCAACCCACCCCUUUCCCCGCCCCCAACCCUGAGCAGGAAUUGACUGAACAACCUGUCCAGAUGAUUACCCCACGUGGAACUCUGGGAGAUAUUCACCUUUUGCCAGCGCCACACCUAGAGACAACAUGUGCCUCUAGCUUCUUUCAACAAGAGCCCUGCGCAGAGGAUGUUUAUUAUGACAAACCGAUCUCACUUUCCAGUUUCGCUUAUGACAGUCUCAACUCUGAUGUAGCAUCAGGAAAGGAAACAAGUGACGGCUAUGAAAGCUUUGCAAGUGGCAGCAAAGUGGAUGGAAAACCCAGGAAACACCACCGCAAGUCUGCUCGCACACGCUCCAGACAAGAAAAGGCCAGCAAACCCAAACUGAGCAUGCUCAAUGUUUGCAACACUGGUGACAAAAUGGUAGAAUGCCAGCUGGAGACUCACAACCAUAAAAUGGUGACAUUCAAAUUUGAUCUGGAUGGAGAUGCUCCAGAGGAAAUCGCCACUUACAUGGUCGAGAAUGGCUUCAUCCUGCUGUUAGAGAAGGAGAUCUUCAUUGACCAACUGAAGGACAUUGUGGACAAAGCUGAAGAUAUGCUGCACGAAGACAUGGAGGAUGAAAGUCACACAGCUUUAAGCUGUAGUCCUCUACAAGGCCAGACAUCUGAGGGAUUGGUAGGAGAGAGUCAGCUGCCUGGAGCACCCCAGGCUGUCUAUCAGCAAAAUGUUCUUCAUACAGGAAAGAGAUGGUUCAUAAUCUGUCCAGUGGAGGAAACUCCCACAUCCAGUCAGGACACUCCCUCAGAUGGGACGGCGACACAGUCACCUGGGAGCUCGGCCAAUACCCAACCUGCUGACAGUGUCACUGCAAGGCCCUCCAGAGAAGAGGGAUCAUCCUCCACAAUGUCUGGUGGUAGUGGAGGAUUCUCCUAUGAUGUUUACGGAUUCUGCAGUCCCCCCAUAACGUCUAACACAGACCCACUCCUCUUGGCCAAUUUGUCACCUCCUGUAUCUGCACCCCCAACUUUACAGUCAGUGUCGACGGUGGAACAUGGAGGCGGCUCAGUGCAGCCAAGUUUGCACCAAGCCCAAACAACCAGAGUUCAAGGGCUGCCCCCAUCACCCUCCCAUACAUCUUUUCCAUUGGAGGACUCCCAAGGAUCCCCUCUGGGCUCCAUUUCCCCCACUCAUGCAGCUCAGCAGAUGCCUGACAUGACACGUCCUGUAUCUAUCGCUGAUGAGGAAGUGGGAACAUCCAAAGAGCCGCCCUCUGUUUCCUAUGCUCCAGCGACACACAGCGAGCGGACACAGCAGCCCGUGGUGCUCCAACAGCCUUUUUCUACUGUGGGAGGGGCCAAAGUGUCCUCCCUACCGCAGAGCCCAGCACCAUCCCAACAUGGUGUGGGGCCCAGUGAGUCCGAUGGUGAAGGGCGGCUGGGCCGCGGGGGCUUCGUUGACAGCACUAUUAAGACUUUGGAUGAAAAACUUCGGAAUUUGCUCUACCAGGAGUAUGCCCCCAUGUAUCCGUCAGGUAGCGCCGCGGAGACUCCAGGAUCUUGCACAGAGUACAUCCAGUCACCUCCUGGUCCAGACAGCGCCAUGGUGGGUUCGGGAAACAGCACUCCAGGUCCAAUGGGAGAAGGACGCUACAGGGCAGGAGAACAGCUGCCUCAAAUUCCGGAGAGAAUGGAUAGUUUGAGCACCCUGAGUGACUCAGCUGUGUGUGCUUCCUUGUCAAGAGGACACGUUCCUCACUCUGUUUCCUGCUCUGGAACAAGGGGUCGGUUUAAGAUCAUGUCUGGCCCCCCUGAGUUAGCCAGCAGGCGAGAUGUGAAGCAGAGGAGCUGGAGCAGCGCUGCCUCGCCGGCCCAUCCUGUGGAAUACAGCGCCGACCACGCCCAGGCCGACACCGCCGUGACCCCCACCACCAUCGGCCGUUUCUCCGUCGUGAGCACCGAGGACGACAUUACACAGAGGACACGUUGCAGCCGCUACUCUGCCCCACCUGACUUCUACCUGGACACCCCCCCCUCCAUGGCCAAGCGGGGAUCCUUGCCUCGAGCUUUGACCUCGAACUCUGUCCCCGUGGACGUCACGGUCCACGCUCGAUUCCUCUCCUCCGACUCUGGAGCGGAGAGCAGCCCGGCAAAGCUGGCCUCUGCCACUCCAUCUAAACACCACCGCUCUGAGCGCAGAGGAAGUGACCUGAUGAAGAGGGCAGUGGCCUUCCUCCGUCGCACCGGUCGAAGCAGCAGCGUGCAGAGCUCUGAUUCCCCUAGCAGGCAUGGAGGAAUGCACGGCUCCACCUAUGCCAGCAGUGACAAUGACUCUGAGAUGGAGGACUCAGAUAUAAAAAGGGAACUUCAGAGACUGAGGGAGAAGCAUCUAAGGGAGAUCUCGGAGCUGCAGGCCCACCAGCGAGGGGAAGUGGAACUGCUGUACCGCAGACUUGGCAAAGCUCCACCUUCAGGCCUUGCUUUUUCACAUGUCGCACCACAUGCAAGCCGCAGAAAGCGAUCCAACAAGCACAGACUGAAGCCAGGAAAGCUUCUCAGUCCUCUAGUUCAACAAUUUAGAAAUGUCACAACCAAAACAAGUGACUCCAGCAGAUCCAGUGCUGCUACAGCUACAGUUGAGCCCUCAGUGAGUUUGAACGGCUCUCCAGCCAAAGCGUCUUUUCCCACUCACAGUAGGGCACGCUCAUGCACCAGCCACCUGCCCAGCUCCACCUCAGAGCCAGUGCAAACUCAGCAGCCCUGUUCCCUCAAAGGCUCUCUGUCCUCUGACAAUAUUUAUGCCGGACUACGUGGAGACAGCACCAGUCCACAAAUUCCACCUGGACAAGGCUGGUCUAAUUACCCACAACCCUCAGAGAGAGUGACCUAUAAAUCCAGUAGCAAGCCACGAGCUAGAUUUCUCAGUGGGCCUGUGUCUUUGUCUAUCUGGUCAACACUGAAGAGACUGUGUCUUGGCAAAGAGCGAGGCAGCAGAUCUGGAGCUACAGCAUCAGGAGCUGCCAGUCAGUCACAGCAAAUGCCAAGUGGUGUCACACCUCCUCCACAUCAGCCGGUGAUGGGCCUGGCCCAAGCUCAGGCCAACAACAGCAACAACAAAACAGCCACAUAUCGUGGCACAUCCAUGAGUGCCAAUGAUAACAAUCUGCCUGAAGACUUCCAACGACUGAUGGACGACUGGGCACAAGAGGUUCUGAUUGUCACCCACCGACCACGGACCAACUCUUUGAGUAUCCGUGGACAGCAAAUUUGGGAUCAGUUUGUUCCUCCAAUGCCCGAGCAGCAUGCUGGUGCUUCAGAUGCAUCAUCAUGGUCAGGCCCAAGUCCAGAGGUUUGCACUCUGCCCCAGUCAUGGCCUGACAGCCCUGGGGCAACAGUGACGACUACCCCCCCUCCAGCACCGCAUUAUACCUAUCAGCUCCACUCUCCUGCUCCGUUCAGAGCAUUGUCUUCUCCUCUCUCCUUUACCCCGUGGCCUGGGUUUAUCUUCCCCAUCACUCCAGGAGUAUUUUCCUUUCCUGCUGUGACCCCAGGCCAGGAUGCCAACAACCCAAAUCCAGUGUCACUCCAUCAGCUGACCGACCCCAAGGCGAGGACUCUGUAAUCCAAGUAGCAUUGUGUCUUCCAACUCUGUUACCAAAAACCUUUCUUAUCAUACUUCUAAUAAAUCUUUUGUGCAUAAAGUGUAUAUAUUUAACCAGCAUGUAUGUAACCAUAUGUACAUACUCAUGGCCAUUCUUGUUGAAUUUGUGUUGACAUACCUCAUGUCCAUAUUAUAGUUAAAAAUGCAGUCUGAAGGUAGGAGGUUUAUUAAUUAGCCCAUUCAGGCUUUAAAGUGCAGAUUUUCAUAUUUGCUUAUGGAUGUGCUUUACUACCGGCUGAAUGUACAUAAUGUACUCUGCAUUCAUGUUGUGUUUAUAUGAAAUAGUCAAUGUUUGUGUUACUCAUGUCACCCCUAUAUAUUGUAAGCUGCUGUGUGUAUACAUGACUACUUGUUAGUCUGUACAGAGCAACUGUGUUUGUACAGUCAACAUUAGAUGACCCAUAGGUUGGUGCUGCUGCUUUAUGUCUUCUUGCAACAUCUGAUCGAUCAGAAACCAUCAUGCCAUCACUGUGAAGACUUGGCCUGCUGGUCACUAGGACACUGCUUCUUAACUCGGAUUUCUCUGCUCAGUCAAGUUGUAGGUUGCACUCUUCAUCAGUGAAAUGCUUCCAGCCCAAGCACUUCAAAUAUCUUAUGAGAUUUGAACGAACAUGAACUUUAUCUUCAGGUGUGCAAAAAAAAAAAAAAAAAGCAUAGCAAAAGCACCUGUGAGAGUGCCUUGAAUUGCAGUUUUCUGAAGAAAUGCAUUUACUCUCAAUGCAUACAAGAGAUACUGUACAUAUUAGUGAUUUAUUAUGAACAAUGAAUGUGGAGAAAGACAUCAAUAAGCAACUAAUUAUAACUCGACAAAGUAGUAAGAGACUGUAAAGAAAAUAGUCCAUUAGUGAAUUAGGUUAAACAUUUACUAUAAGCUUUUCCUUGUUCACUUAAAUCAUAUUCCUGGUCACUCCACCACCUGCACCACGGCCUGCAUGGAUACGUUGAUAUUCUGAAUGUGCACAGGUUGAUGUGAAAGGGUUGGGAGGAUGUCAGCACUGAAAUUAAGUGACAAGGAGGCUUGAAGAAACAUUUCAUCCCAUAUCUCUACUAAUGCAAUCUGUAGCUUUAUUUAUUGUUGCCUUUGUGGGUUUUGAGUGACUACUGUGUGGUUGGUUGUGGCUUGAUGAAGACUGAUGAUAUGAUACUGAUGAGGAAUGUGAAGAAUGAGAAUCAUCAAGAAGCCAUGUCUGCUUGACACGUUAACUGUACAAAUAUCGGAGGUAUUUUCAAUUAGGUUUAGAGAUUCUGGCCACACAAAGGGUACGCUUGAAUAGAAAAAAAAAGAUUUCCUAUGAUCCUUUUCCUAAGCAUUUUCCGUUGGCGUUGUUGGAAAACGUCAUGGGGACAAGGAAAGGUGCAGCAAUGAAAUUGUAAGGGGGAAAAAUGACCACACUUACACCAAGCUGUGAUGUGGGUCAGCAGCACUGAAAUAGCAGCUGUUCAAUAAAUAUUCUACC